AUGGCAAGUGAGGCAGGUGCAUGCCAAACCCGAAAUGUGGGAAACUACGACGACGAUGAAGAGGAGGAGAAGGAGAUCCCGCCCCUGGACGAGGGGGACAUCGCCUUGCUGAAGACAUACGGAUUGGGACCGUACACGACCAGCAUCAAGAAACGCGAGGAGGAUAUCAAGAAUUUACAGGUCCGUGUGAAGGAGGAGAAAGUGAAAGAGCUGAUAGGGAUCAAGGAAAGUGACAGCGGCCUCUCCCUCCCAUCCCAAUGGGACCUGGUCUCUGACAAGCAGAUGAUGCAGGAGGAGCAACCAUUGCAGGUGGCCCGAUGCACCAAGAUUAUCAAUCCGGGGCAGGACGACGCCAAAUACGUGAUCAAUGUGAAGCAAAUCGCCAAGUUUGUGGUGGGCUUGGGCGACAAGGUCUCUCCCACGGACAUUGAGGAGGGCAUGCGCGUUGGCGUGGACCGCACCAAGUACUCCAUUCAGAUCCCCCUUCCCCCCAAGAUCGACCCGACCGUCUCCCUUAUGACUGUGGAGGACAAGCCGGACGUCACCUACGACGAGGUGGGCGGGGCGAAGGACGCGUUGGAGAAACUGAGGGAGGUGGUGGAGCUGCCCCUCCUCCACCCGGAGCGCUUUGUGAGGGUCGAGUCGAGGGAGGAG
Molecule: messenger RNA, 654 nt
Organism: Nannochloropsis gaditana CCMP526
Product: 26s protease regulatory subunit 7
Exons: 4
Biological process (GO): proteasome-mediated ubiquitin-dependent protein catabolic process
Cellular component (GO): proteasome regulatory particle, base subcomplex
Molecular function (GO): proteasome-activating activity
Source: RefSeq, a predicted model, not a curated record